CAGCCUUGAUUUACUCACUUGUUAGUGCCAGAAAUUUGUUGAUUCUUUGGUAUUUUCUAAAUAAUUAGGUCAUUUGCAAAGUUAUUAUUGCUUCUUCUUACCCAACAUGUGUACCUUUUAUUUCUUCUUUUGUCUUCUUAUAUUAACUAGUACUUCCAGUGUGAAAUUUGUAGGAGAGGUGAGAGGGGGACAUCCUUGCUUUUGUUCCUGUUCUUCAGGGACAGCAUCUGCUUUCUCAGCACUAAGCAGUGUAUAUGAGUGGUGGCUUUUCCACUUUUUUUAAAAGCCUACCCACAGUUACCUGCUGAGGCCGUCAGCACAGCCUGUUCUUAACCUGUGCCUGAAAAAAUUAAUGUCACUUCUUUACUGGUCUCUGACAUCCAAACAGUGUUCAUAUUUCUUGGAUUGCGCAAAACUGCUAAAACACAUUGCCUUUGGUUGCUGGGUCUCGAAAGUCCUUUCUAUAAGAGCUUUCUCUCCUUUUAUGCUGUUAACUUGUUGAAAGCUUCACAUUUUGAAAAGAUUACACACAUGUCAAUUCACCCCUCCAGUACUUCACCUUUUUUUUUUAAAGAUUUUAUUUAUUUAUUUGAGAGAGAGAGAAAGCACGAGAAGGGGGAAGACAGAAGGAGAAGCAGACUCCCUGCUCAACCCCAAGAUUCCAGGAUCAUGACCUGAGCCAAAGGCAGUCGCUUAACCAACUGAGCCACCCAGCUCUGCCUUGGAACUUGACUCUUCUCUAGGAAGAGCACUAAGCUGACCAGGAAUAUGGCCCCAGGGCUUCUGACAACGAGGGAUGAGGCAUUAAUGGCCUUCAGGGAUGUGGCUGUGGCCUUCACCCAGAAGGAGUGGAAGUUACUGAGUCCUGCUCAGAGGACCCUGUACCGGGAUGUAAUGCUGGAGAACUACAGUCACUUGGUAUCACUGGGAAUUGCCUUUUCCAAACCCAGACUCAUCACACAGCUGGAACAAGGGGAGGAGCCCUGGAGAGAGGAGAGCGAAUGUCUUCUGGACCUUCGUCCAGCAGAACCAGGGACCAAAUGCCAGCCAUAUGGCCAUUCCUGCCCGCUGACCUUUUCCAGCACACAGUUCCUCGAACAGUAUGUGCUGUGCGGCCACCUUCCUCCGAUCGUCCGCAGCUCAUACGCAGGGAGCCCCAUCCCAACGGAAGCUCGGGCCUGCUCAAGUGAACAAGCAGACAAUGGAGACACAGAAGGGAGACUUCACCUGAGUGGGGUUUCCAGGGUGCUCUUCAGACCCUCUCAGGGCCAGCCGGCAGACUGGGUGGAAGGCAACAGAGCAGGGCAUCCUAAGGAGGCAGGCCUCUCAGCAUCUGAAGCAGCCACAUGUGGAAAAUACAGACUGGGGUUUGAUACCAAAUCUAACUUCUUGAGCCUCCAAAAGCACCAUGUAUGCCCUGACUGUGGCAGAAGCUUCUGUCAGAAGUCAGACCUCACCAAGCACCAGAGGACACACUCAGGGGAGAAGCCUUACAGCUGCAGGGAGUGUGGGCGAGGUUUCGGCCGCAAAUCCUCCCUCACCAUCCACCAGAGGAAACACUCAGGGGAGAAGCCUUACGUGUGCCGGGAGUGUGGGCGCCACUUCAGGUACACAUCCUCACUCACCAACCACAAAAGGAUACACUCCGGGGAGAGGCCCUUCGAAUGUCAGGAAUGCAGGCGAGGCUUUCGCCAAAAGAUCGCCCUCAUCCUGCAUCAGAGGACACACUUGGAGGAGAAGCCCUUUGUGUGUCCUGAAUGUGGCAGAGGCUUCUGCCAGAAGGCGUCGCUCCUCCAACACCUCAGCUCGCAUUCGGGCGAAAGGCCCUUCUUGUGCCUCGAGUGUGGGCGAGGCUUCAGGCAGCAGGCGCUGCUCCUCAGUCACCAAGUCACACACUCAGGGGAGAAGCCUUAUGUCUGUGCUGAGUGUGGCCACAGCUUUCGCCAGAAGGUCACCCUUGUCAGACACCAGAGGACGCACACGGGGGAGAAGCCUUACCUGUGUCUGGAGUGUGGGCGUGGCUUUAGUCAGAAGGUGUCCCUCCUGGGACACCAGAGGACGCACACAGGGGAGAGGCCUUACCUUUGCCCAGAGUGUGGCCGUGGCUUUGGUCAGAAGGUCACCCUCAUCAGACACCAGAGGACUCACACAGGGGAGAAGCCUUACCUGUGCCCAGAGUGUGGGCGCACCUUUGGCUUCAAGUCACUCCUUACCAGACACCAGAGGACGCACUUAGAGGAGGCAGCUGAUGUGUACGGAGUAUGUGAGCAAGGACUUGGCCAGAAGUCCCACUUUACCUCUGACCCGAGGUCACACUCGGGGAAGCCAUGUGUGUGCAGUGAGUGUGGACGAGGCUUCGGCUUCAGGUCGGCCCUCAUCAGACACCAGCGCACUCACUCGGGAGAGAAGCCGUAUGUGUGUAGAGAGUGUGGCCGAGGCUUUAGCCAGAAGUCUCACCUUCACAGACACAGGAGGACCAAGUCUGGCCACCGCCUCCCACCUCCAGGGCUGCUCUCCUGACCUUCCCUUUCCUUAGGAGUGGCAGAAAACACCAGGAAAUGUUCCUCAAAUGCAGUGGAGGAAAAAAACGUGUUCUUUCAGUGAUUGGAAGAUACCUGAUUUAUGGUUUAUUUUCCAUGCUAGCCAUGUUUUAAUUUGCUAGGGCGGCCAUAACAAAACACCACAAACUUGUUGGCUAAAGAACAACUCUCUCACAGUUCUUGGGACUGAAAUCCAAGAUCAGAGGAUGCACUUUGGUUUCCACUGAAGCCUCGCUCCUCAGCUGGCAGAUGCCUGCAUCCUUACAGUGUCCUCUCCUGGCCUUUGUACGUGCGCUUCUUCUACGAACCACAGCCUUACUGGGUUAGGGCCCCCUCUAUCACCAAAUAAGGUCACACUUAGGGUUCUGGCUUCAACAUAUGAAUUUGGAACAUUUCAGCCCAUAGGUCAGCCUCCUGAACCCCCAAAACUCAUGUUCUUAACAGCUCCCAAAGUGUUGACCAAUUCCAGUAAUGAGUCUGUCCAAAAUCUCAUGUAAAUCAAAUGUGGGUGAGGCAAGGGGUACAUUUCAUCCUGAGGCAAUGUUCCUCUCCAGCCGUGAACCGGACAAGUUACCACAGAUGGAGAACUGCAUUUCCUUAACACAAGGGGAAACAAGAUUGAUGGGUCCUAAGCAGGUCUGUGACCAGCAAGCAAACUCUAUUAGGUUUUAAGGCUUGAGAAUAAUGGCUGGUAGGAUACUUCGCCCUCUAGUCCUGCUGGGGUGGCGGCAGCAGUGCGCAACGCCCUGAUGCCAUGAAGGCAUUCACCCUCCAGGUCCACCAUGGGAAUGGCAGACCAGCUGCUUUCUUUCACCGUUGGGGUCACCAUUUCCUCCUCUUGGUGGGUAGCACCACAGAAGUCUCACAGCUGGCCUUUGCUCUGUCCUGUCUGUACCAUUCUUAGUUCAACUGAGCAUCAAAUGACUGUCCAUUGGUGUUCUCUCCAGAGCAGGCUUUCUCAUUUUCACAAUAUGGAUAGGCUAAGAAUUCUCUAAAUCUUCAAGUUGUGGCUUCUGUUUGCUAAACAGUUCCUUCAGUUUACCUCCCUCCUCAUGUAUUUCUAUGAGGAGCAAUGAGAAACAGGUAUACCUUUCAACACCUGCUUAGAAAUAUCCUCAGCCAAGCCACAUAAGAUUUCAACCCUCCACUGAACACUGGAACACAAUCCAUCGAUAUUCUUUGGUGCUUUAUAAUCAGGAUUCCCUUUAGUUUCUAGUAAUGUUCCACAUUUCUGUCUGAGGCCCCAGCAGAAUCCCUUCUAAUUCCUCUGUUCCUACCAUAGCCUUCUUGAAGCAACCCUGGCUUUCUCCAGCAAGCACAUCAAAACACUUCCUCUAUCCAUGACCAGUUCCCAACCCCCCUCCAUAGUUUUUCACGUUUAGAACAGCACACCACUCAGUACCAAAGCUGUAUUCUUUUGCCAGGGCUGCCGUAACAAAACCAGAGACUGGAAUUCCAAGACCACUUUGACCUACCGAACCUUGCCAACUGGCUGGCAGGUGGUGCCUUCUCGUGUGGCUGUUCCCUCGCAUGUGUGCCAGAGAGCACGUGAGCUCUGGUGUCCCUUACUCCACCCCUACAACAUCAUUUAACUUUCGGUACUUCCUUAGGUCCUGUACUCAAAUACUGUCACAUUAGGAAAGGGCUUCAGCAUGGACUUUUGGGGGAAAAUUCCAUUCAUAACACCUGCCCUCCGGACACCCCCCAAAUUCCUGCCUGGCCCUCGACCCCUGCCAUAAAUCUGAUCUUUCCUUUCCCAGGAGUGUGAAGCUAGCAGGAAGCACUGGGAAGUGCUGCACUUCCCUGAAGUGGAACGCAAGCAGCAUGCUGGUUCUCUCAGGGGCCAGGGGUAUGUGUGUGUUUGGUGGGGGUAGAGGGGUUGGGGGGGAGCUGGGCAUACCUGCUUUCUAAGCCCUCCUCCACACCCAGGUCUGUUUAAUAAACUGCUUCCGUAUAAAGCUAAACCCUGAUCAAACACCUCAUUCAGCUAUCAAGAAUCCCAUGGUCCUGAACCUCAGGAGACAUGGAAGGUCACAUUUGCUUGUUCUGGACUCUGACCCUGUGUGUGGGGAGGGCCGUCAUCAUUACCCUUUCUUAGGUCCUCCAACAGUGCCAUUGAGGCACCCCCUCUUCCUGCACCCCCAAUCCUGCAUCCUGUUAGCCACACCCAUGUACCAGUCCUGCAGCCUGAGGACUUGGGGCCUUUCUUCCAUGAUCCUGCCUAGUCCUCCAGUCAGGGACUAAAGGAGCCAGAGCACCUGUCUUUAUAUCCAGCCCAAGGUAUUGUCCCUUUAGCCUGCCUCUUGCUCUUGAAUCCCCAGAGCCUGACAAGUGCCCAGCCCAGGACAGGCCUUGUCCCUUUGCUUUGGGCACAGAAUGGUCCCCACAAAGUCCUUUUUCCCAGGCCCAGAGGCUUUACUGGCUUAAAAUCCAGAGGCAAUAAAAGAUACACAAAAAGUAAAAACCCCCAAAUUUUACAUGUCAAAAAAUUAGUAGUAUCAAAAGACAAAUGUCUGGAAGGAAAAUCUAUCAACAUAUUUCAGAAAGGAUUAAUAUCUCCUUUUUCUAAGAACUCCCAAAAAUCAAAAGACCAGAAAUGCCACAGAAAGUGGGCAAAAGACACGAUCACUAUUAAGUAUACAAAUAAGCACAGUCUGCUGCUUACAGCAGAAUGCCAAAGGCCAACUGGUAACUACAUUUUUUUUUCCCUAGUAACAUUUUAUUACUAUGGUGUUUUUCUCAAAGCUAAGAAAUUGGUACAGCACUGUUAGGAACUAUUCAGUUUUCCACUAUUAUCUUUUUUAUGAUCUAGGAUCCCAUACUGCAUUUGUUCUCAUGUCUCUCUAGUCUCCUCCAAUCUGGGAUAGUUCCUCUGUCAGUCUUUGUCAUCCAUGAACUUGACUCUAGAGUUGGUCAGAUAUUUUACAGAACCUCAGUUUGGAAUUGUCUGAUAUUUUCUCAUUAUUAUAUUUGCAUUAUCGACUUUCUGGAAUACCACAGAAGUGAAGAAUCCUUACUAUAUCAUAUCAAAGGGUAAUAAUACCAACAAGGUUUAUUCCAAGUAAUGUAACCUUGAUCACUUGGUAAAAGUGGUGGCUGCCAUGACUUUCUACUGUAGACUUCCCAUUUUUCUCCUUCCAUGCUCCAUUCAUUAGAAGUAAUCAGUAAGUCCAGUCCCUACUCCAAGAGAAGGGAAUUAAGCUCUAGCUCCCAGAGAAUGCACCUUAUGAUUUGUGCUGCUUGCAUCCACCACCCCACAGAACAAAGUGGUCCAGUGUGUUCUGGCUCCCAAACUAGCAAAAGACACCCCGGGUAGGUCCAUUCCUCGCUGGAUGGAACAAAAGUCCUGCUGACAAGACCAGGUGAGCCCAGCAGCACCAGCAGGUGGAAAUGAUUAUUUUCUCACAGGGUUGAGAACUCUGCCUCACCUAGACCCAAUACAGCCAGGGAGGGUCGGUCCUGCCACAUAAACACCUGUUCCAGGAAGUACUCUUUGGCUCCAGAGACCUGAGAUUGCCAACUAGAUGCAAGACACUUAGGAAGGUGGCACCAGCAAGGACAUUCCUGCUAAACUGCCCAGCCCAAGCUCCAUCUCCCUUCCUGGUAGACAACAGGUCACCAAGAGGCACUGGACAUGGGGAUCCUGACACGUUAGCAGCUCAGCCUGUGAAGCUUUUGCUUCCCUUUUUGGCCAGAGCAUCCCUUCCCCAUCUGGAGACACCAGGCAUCCUGUUUUGGGGCAACUCUUUCCACACUCCCAACACCAGCAGGAGAAAGUGGAAGAAACAGUGGUACCAAAUAAGCCAAGUAGACCUAAAUAGCAUUGCAAGAGCUCUGAAAGUUACACUGUCAUUGGAUCAAACAGAACCCACAAAAUAGGCUCUGAUUUGGGAACAAACCUUAAAAAUAGACUGUCUGCUAGAGUCAACGGUUUAAGUAAGACCCAGAGUCUCUUAACAGCUAAAUGUGCAAAAUGCAAUAGAAAGUUACUCAUCAUAAUAAGAACCAGGAUAUCACAACAUAAAAUUUAUGAGAAAAGACAAUCAACUGACACAAGCACUGAGAUAAGUAUGAUAUUGGAACUGCCAAGGAUUUUAUUUUUUUAAGAUUUUAUUUAUUUGACAGAGAUCACAAGUAGGCAGAGAGAGAGAGAGGAGGAAGCAGGCUCCCUGCUGAGCAGAGAGCCUGAUGUGGGGCUUGAUCCCAGCACCCUGGGAUCAUGACCUGAGCUGAAGGCAGAGGCUUUAACCCACUGAGCCACCCAGGCACCCCAGAACUGACAAGGAUUUUUAAAGCAGCCAGCAUAAAAGUGCUUCAAACAAUCACAAGUUCUCUUGAAACAAAUGAAAAAAGUACAAGAUCUCAAGAACAAAAAACAAAAAACCAGAAGUUACACCAAAGUUCAACUGGAAAUUGUAGAAGUAAAAAAAAAAAUAAAUAAAUAAAAGCUUAUUGGAUGGGCUUAAUGGUAGAGUUGAUAUGCCAGAAAAUGGAACUGGAGAACAGAGGGUAGAUUAAUAGAAUUUAGUAAAUCCGAAAAAUGGAGAAAGAAGACUGAAAAAAAAAAAAAUCUUUGGGACAAGAACAAAAAACCUACCUUUUAUGUUGAGUCCCAGAAAACGAGAAAGGAAGUGGGACUGAGAAAACAUUUGAAGAAAUAUUUCGAAGAAAUGACCAGAAACAUACUGUAUUUGGCAAGAAACAGAAAUGUGCAUAUCAAGAAGCCAAGUGAACACCAAAUUCAAAGAUGUCCACACUAAGACAUUAUUAAAAUUCUGAAAUCUAAAGACAAAAACAAACCUUGAAAGCAGCCCCAGAGAUACGUCUCAUUACCCACAGGGGGACACCAAUUCAAAUGGCAGCAGAUUUCUCAUGAAAUUAUGGAGGUCACAAGAAGGUGGCACAACAUUUUUCUUCCAAGUGCUGAAAGAAGACUAUUAACUGCAGACUGAGUAUCCGCCAAAACCAUCCUUCAAAAAUGAAGGCAGAAUUAACAAACACAUUUCCAGAUGAAAGAGAACUGUAAGAAUUUGUUGCUAGCUUUAAAAAAUGGCUAGUUGACUUUUAAAAAUGGCUAAAAGGAAGUUCUUCAUACAGAGAAAAUAAUAAAGAAUGGAGCAUCCGGAAGAAAGAAAAAAAACAUGAAAAGAGCAUAAAUAUGACACAUAAAACAGGCCAUCCUUCUACCGCAAGCUUUUAAAAUUAGAUGUGAUGAUUGAAGCAAAAGUUAUAGUAUCGCCUGAUGCUCUAGACAAUGAUGUUUAAGAGUGGGAAAAGUAAAGGGCCCUGAAUAAAAAUAACAUUUUCACACUUCA
Messenger RNA from Mustela lutreola (European mink), 7855 nucleotides. RefSeq names its product zinc finger protein 169 (gene ZNF169). Bases 769 to 2520 code for a protein of 583 amino acids. NCBI's taxonomy places the organism in Eukaryota, Metazoa, Chordata, Mammalia, Carnivora, Mustelidae. The record is from RefSeq and is a predicted model, not a curated record. Gene Ontology annotation, molecular function: DNA-binding transcription repressor activity, RNA polymerase II-specific; RNA polymerase II cis-regulatory region sequence-specific DNA binding. Gene Ontology annotation, biological process: negative regulation of transcription by RNA polymerase II. The transcript is spliced from 5 exons.